Molecule: messenger RNA, 6465 nt
Organism: Eremothecium cymbalariae DBVPG#7215
Lineage: Eukaryota; Fungi; Ascomycota; Saccharomycetes; Saccharomycetales; Saccharomycetaceae
Gene: GLT1
Product: glutamate synthase (NADH)
Exons: 1
Coding region: 1-6465 (2154 amino acids)
Molecular function (GO): glutamate synthase (NADH) activity; iron-sulfur cluster binding; flavin adenine dinucleotide binding
Source: RefSeq, a predicted model, not a curated record
AUGAUACAGUCUGAGCCUUACGACCCGCUGCAGGAGGCUUAUGGAGGUGGGACACCUCUUAGAGCUGAGGAAGUGGCGUCGGUAUCAAAUGAGCAUGGGAAAGAAGGUUAUGUUUCUUGGGCGAAUGCUAUCCCAGGUAAGCAGGGCCUGUACGAUCCUGAGUAUGAGAAGGAUGCCUGUGGUGUUGGAUUUGUUGCUAACAUCAAAGGAGAUCCUUCGCAUAAAAUUGUUUCAGAUGCCAAGUACUUGCUAUGUAACAUGACACACAGAGGCGCUGUCUCCACUGACGGUAAUGGUGACGGUGCGGGCAUCUUGGUUGGGAUUCCACAUGUGUUCAUGAAAAGAGAGUUCAAACUGGAGUUAGGUGUGGAUGUGCCUGAGGAGCAUCACUAUGCCGUCGGCAACAUCUUUUUCAAGAAGGAUGCACCGGCAGCGUUGGAUGCCUCCAAAAGAACGUUUGAGCAGCUUGCAGAAUCGUUAGAGCUCAAGGUUUUAGGUUGGAGAGAAGUUCCUCAUGAUUCUUCAAUAUUGGGAUCUGUUGCACUUUCUCGGGAGCCUAUUAUCCUGCAGCCUAUGGUCGUGCUGAGCGAGACCUAUGGACAGGAUGUGCCAUCUUCUGAGUUUAAGGCGAAGUAUGAGACUAAGUUUAGAACACAGUUGUACAUCUUGAGGAAGCAGGCAUCUGUUGCUAUCGGUAUUCAAAACUGGUUCUACGUUUGUUCUCUGAAUAACAGGACGAUUGUGUACAAAGGUCAGCUAACCCCAACUCAGGUGUAUAGUUAUUACCAUGAUUUGACCAAUGCGCAUUUUAAGUCUCACUUGGCCCUAGUGCACUCUAGAUUCUCAACCAAUACUUUCCCAUCUUGGGAUCGAGCUCAGCCUUUACGUUGGUUGGCACACAAUGGUGAAAUCAACACUUUGAGGGGGAACAAGAAUUGGAUGCGUGCUAAGGAAGGUGUUAUGGCGUCCGAAGUGUUCCAAGAUCAGCUGGAAAAGUUGUAUCCUAUUAUAGAAGAGGGUGGUUCAGAUUCAGCAGCAUUAGACAAUGUCUUGGAGCUAUUGGUGAUCAACGGCGUUCUUUCUUUACCCGAAGCUAUGUGCUUGAUGGUUCCUGAGGCGUAUCAUAAGGACAUGGAUUCGAACUUGAAGGCGUGGUUUGAUUGGGCAGCUUGUUUAAUGGAGCCAUGGGAUGGUCCUGCUCUGCUCACCUUCACGGAUGGUCGUUAUACGGGUGCUACAUUGGAUCGUAACGGUUUAAGACCUUGCAGAUACUACAUAACAUCUGAUGAUCGUGUUAUUUGUGGUUCCGAGGUAGGUGUUAUCCCGGUAGCAAACGAAUUAGUUAUUUCUAAAGGUAAGUUGAAACCAGGGGAUAUGUUGCUGGUGGACACAGAAAAGGGUGAAAUGGUCGACACUAAAGCCUUAAAGCAAACCUUCUCUAAGAAGCAAGACUUUAAAUCAUGGUUAUCGAAAGUUAUUAAGCUUGAAGAUUUACUAGUUAAGACUGAGAAAUACAUUCCAUCAAAACUUGUUUCUAACAACUCUUCAUUAAAAGUGCAGCAAGACCCAAGAUUAUUAGCAUUGGGUUACACUUUUGAACAAGUUUCACUAUUAUUAGUUCCUAUGGCUUUGGGGGGUAAAGAGGCCCUAGGGUCUAUGGGUAAUGAUGCCCCACUAGCAUGCCUCAAUGAGGAUCCAGUUCUCAUUUAUGAAUAUUUUAGACAACUAUUUGCUCAAGUUACCAACCCCCCUAUUGAUCCAAUUCGUGAAGCUAAUGUUAUGUCACUGGAGUGUUUUGUCGGCCCUCAGGGUAACCUGUUGGAGAUGCAUCCAUCUCAAUGUGAUCGUUUAUUAUUAAAGUCGCCCAUUUUAAAGUGGAAUGAGUUUGAGGCUCUAAAGCAUAUUGAAAAGGUUCAUCCAUCAUGGUCUUGUGCAAAUAUUGAUAUUACUUUUGAAAAGCACCAAGGUUUAUUAGGCUAUACAGACUCUAUUGAGCGUAUUACACAGGAAGCUUCUGAUGCUAUUGAGCAAGGCAAGAAGAUACUGUUGAUAUCUGACAGAAAUAUUGGUCCAGACAGAAUCCCAAUUUCAUCUCUCAUUGCUAUUGGUGCUAUCCAUCAUCAUCUCAUCAGGAACAAACAGCGUUCACAAGUUUCUUUGAUCUUAGAAACGGGAGAAGCUCGUGAAGUACACCAAUUCUGUGUUUUACUCGGUUAUGGAUGUGAUGGUAUCUUCCCAUACCUAGCCAUGGAAACUCUAAUUAGAAUGAACCAGGAAGGAUUGGUACGUAAUGUCAACGACGAUAAUGCGGAAAUUGCCGAUAGCAAGCUACUCAAUAACUACAUAGCUGCUAUUGAUAGUGGUAUCUUGAAGGUUAUGUCUAAGAUGGGUAUUUCUACAUUAGCAUCUUAUAAGGGAGCUCAGAUUUUUGAAGCAUUAGGUUUAGAUAACUCUGUCAUCGACUUAUGCUUUGCUGGUACAGCCUCUAGAAUUAAGGGUAUCACUUUUGAAUAUUUAGCUCAAGAUGCAUUUUCUUUGCAUGAACGUGGUUUCCCAUCUAGAUUUACCACCAAAAAAUCUGUCAAUCUUCCAGAAGCUGGGGAGUAUCACUGGAGAGAUGGUGGUUUUAAACAUGUUAAUGACCCAACUGCCAUCGCUGCACUGCAAGACUCGGUUAGAAACAAAAAUGAAGAAGCAUGGGAUUUAUAUGUGAAAAAGGAGACAGAGGCAAUUAGAGGAUGUACUCUAAGAGGUCUUUUGGAAUUGGAUUAUGAGUCUUCUACUCCUAUUCCUUUGGAACAGGUUGAGCCAUGGACGGAGAUAGCAAGACGGUUUGCUACAGGAGCCAUGUCGUACGGUUCUAUUUCCAUGGAAGCUCAUUCUACCUUAGCCAUUGCCAUGAACCGCUUAGGAGCCAAGUCAAACUGUGGUGAGGGUGGUGAAGAUUCUGAACGUUCUAUAGUUCAUUCUAAUGGGGAUACCAUGAGAUCAGCAAUCAAACAGGUAGCAUCUGCCAGAUUUGGUGUUACUUCUCAUUAUUUAUCGGACGCCGAUGAGAUUCAAAUUAAGAUUGCUCAAGGUGCCAAGCCUGGUGAAGGUGGUGAAUUGCCAGCGCACAAGGUUUCACAGGACAUUGCUAAAACCAGACAUUCCACUCCAUAUGUGGGUUUGAUUUCACCUCCACCGCACCAUGAUAUAUAUUCUAUUGAAGAUUUAAAGCAACUGAUCUACGAUUUGAAGUGUUCCAAUCCCAGAGCUGGUAUUUCCGUUAAAUUGGUUUCAGAAGUUGGAGUUGGUAUUGUUGCCUCCGGUGUUGCUAAGGCAAAGGCUGAUCACAUCUUGGUCUCUGGACAUGAUGGUGGUACUGGUGCUGCAAGGUGGACUUCGGUUAAGUACGCUGGUCUGCCAUGGGAAUUGGGUUUAGCAGAAACUCAUCAAACUCUAGUUUUGAACGACUUAAGACGUAACGUUGUUGUGCAAACAGAUGGUCAAUUAAGAACUGGUUUUGACAUUGCAGUUGCAAUUUUGUUGGGUGCAGAAUCUUUCACUCUUGCUACCAUACCAUUGAUUGCUAUGGGCUGUAUUAUGCUAAGAAAAUGUCACUUAAAUGCCUGUGCAGUCGGUAUUGCAACCCAAGAUCCCUUUUUGAGAUCCAAGUUUAAGGGACAACCAGAGCAUGUCAUUAACUUUUUCUACUAUUUGAUUCAAGAUCUGAGAAAGAUUAUGGCAAAGCUUGGAUUUCGUACCGUUGAUGAGAUGGUUGGUCAUUCUGAGAAGUUAAGGAAGAGAGAAGAUGUACCAACUAAGGCUUUAAACAUUGACCUAUCUCCAAUCUUAACACCAGCUCAUAUAAUUCGUCCUGGUGUUCCAACUAGUUUCACUAAAAAGCAAGACCACAAACUACAUGUUCGUUUAGACAACAAGUUAAUUGAUGAAGCUGAGGUCACGUUGGACAAGGGGUUGCCAGUAACUAUAGAUGCUUCUAUCAUUAAUACUGACCGUGCUUUUGGCUCCACCUUAUCAUACAGGGUUUCCAAGAGGUUCUGUGAGCAUGGUCUUCCACAAGAUACAAUUGUAGUUAAUAUUAAUGGUUCUGCUGGCCAAUCUUUUGGUGCAUUUUUAGCAUCUGGUAUCACCUUCGUUUUGAGCGGUGAUGCCAACGAUUAUGUCGGAAAAGGAUUAUCUGGUGGUAGAAUAAUCAUCAAACCUCCUGAGAACUCAAAGUUUAAGUCUGAUGAAAAUGUUAUUGUUGGUAACACUUGUUUCUAUGGUGCAACUUCUGGUCAUGCUUUUAUUGCAGGUAGCGUGGGUGAACGUUUUGCAGUUCGUAAUUCUGGUGCUACUAUUCUGGCCGAAAGAAUCAAGGGCAACAAUGCAUUCGAAUAUAUGACUGGUGGUAGGGUAGUUGUGCUAUCUCAAAUGGAGUCGUUGAAUGCAUUUUCUGGCGCCACCGGUGGAAUUGCAUACUGUUUGGUUUCCGAUUAUGAUGACUUUGUUGGGAAGAUAAACUUAGAUACCGUCGAAUUGGAAAGUUUGACUGAUCCAGUAGAGAUUGCAUUUGUUAAGAACUUGAUUCAAGAACAUCAUAACUACACUAAGUCCGAAUUAGCUGCUAGAAUUUUGCAACAUUUCAACCACUAUCUUCAGAACUUUGUUAAGGUUAUUCCUACCGAUUACAAGAAGGUUUUGGAAAAUCAACAUGCCGAAAAGACCAAGGAGAAGCAGAGAUCGACCAUGGAAUACAUGAAAAAGUUUAGUCCCAAGGCUGAUAUCUCGUCUGAUGCUACGAACGGUGAGCUUCUGGCUAUUACCAAAGCUAAGAAACAGCAAGUCUCCGCUAGAACGAUUUCUAUUAAAUCUACACUAUCAGAGCCCAAGGUGGUUGACUUGGAGGAUGCGGUUCAAGAUAAUGAGCGUUUGAACAAGAACUUGGAGAAGGUCGAAAAAAUGGACAGGGUAUAUGGUUUUAUGAAGUAUAAGUUGCGCCAUGAGGAGUACAGAAAUGUCAAAACCAGAACUAAAGACUGGAAGGAGCUAUCUUCUGCUAUCACAAAGAAAGAUGCAAAAUUCCAAACAGCUAGAUGUAUGGACUGUGGUGUUCCGUUCUGUACUUCCGAUACUGGUUGUCCAAUCUCCAAUAUCAUCCCAAAAUUUAACGAGUUAGUUUUCAAAAAUCAAUGGAAAUUGGCUUUGGAUAAAUUAUUGGAGACUAACAACUUCCCUGAGUUCACUGGAAGAGUUUGCCCGGCUCCGUGCCAAGGAGCUUGUACCUUAGGUAUUAGUGAAGACCCAGUCGGUAUUAAAUCCAUUGAAAGGUUAAUUAUUGAUAAUGGAUUUAAGGAAGGCUGGAUUAAGCCUUGCCCACCAGAGGUCAGGACAGGUCAUUCUGUUGCAAUUAUUGGCUCUGGCCCUGCUGGUUUGUCCUGUGCUGACCAAUUGAACCGCGCCGGUCACUCUGUCACUGUUUUUGAAAGAGCUGAUCGUUGUGGUGGUUUACUAAUGUAUGGUAUUCCUAACAUGAAGUUGGAUAAGAGCAUUGUUCAAAGACGUGUAGACUUGUUGGAGGCAGAAGGCAUUAAAUUUGUCACAAAUACAGAAGUCGGUAAGGAUAUCGGUAUUGAAGAAUUGAAAUCCAGAUUCCAGGCUGUUGUGUAUGCGAUUGGUUCUACUAUCCCAAGAGAUUUGAGGAUACCUGGACGUGAAUUGAAGAACAUCGACUUUGCAAUGACACUCCUAAAGAGCAACACAGAAGCUCUAUUGGCCAAGGACCUAGAAACCGUUAGAGGUCAGAUUGCAGGAAAGAAAGUUAUCGUCAUUGGUGGUGGUGAUACUGGUAAUGACUGUUUGGGUACCUCUGUCAGACAUGGCGCUGCUAGUGUUUUGAACUUUGAGUUACUACCACAACCUCCAAAGGAACGUGGUAAGGACAACCCUUGGCCCCAAUGGCCACGUAUUAUGAGAAUUGACUAUGGCCAUGCAGAGGUUAAGGAGCAUUACGGAAGAGACCCAAGGGAAUUCUGCAUCUUAUCCAAGGAGUUUGUCGGAAACGAGGCUGGUGAGGUCAAGGCGAUCAAGACUGUACGUGUUGAGUGGAAGAAAUCACAGUCAGGAGUUUGGCAAAUGGUUGAGGUUCCAGGCUCUGAGGAAGUUUUUGAAGCUGAUAUUGUUCUUUUGUCCAUGGGUUUUGUUGGACCGGAGUUGAUCGAUGAUCCUUCAGUGCAGAAGUCUAAAAGAGGAACUAUUAACACUAUAUCUGACUCUUCGUAUUGUGUAGAUGGUGGUAAGUUGUUUGCUGCUGGUGACUGUAGAAGAGGCCAAUCGUUGAUCGUCUGGGCCAUUCAAGAGGGUAGGAAGUGUGCCACUGCCAUCGAUAACCAUUUGAUGGGUUGCACUGGCCUACCUGGUAAUGGUGGUAUUGUGAAGCGUGACUUCAAGUUAUUGGAAGAACUUGCUUCUGCAUUUUAG